This is a messenger RNA of Aplosporella prunicola CBS 121167, 3472 nucleotides long. RefSeq lists its product as uncharacterized. The record is from RefSeq and is a predicted model, not a curated record. The transcript has a single exon. Lineage: Eukaryota; Fungi; Ascomycota; Dothideomycetes; Botryosphaeriales; Aplosporellaceae. Bases 275 to 3151 code for a protein of 958 amino acids.
GGACGCGCUGAUCUGUCUUUGCGCCUUUGCGGGGCCAUUUUCUCCACUCUCCCAUUCAUUCUUCUUACUUUUGACUAGUGGGUGUUAGCCUCUAUUGCUCUGCUCUUUGCGUUUCAGGGCGAAAGCCUGGUUACUGGCGGUCGCCCGAUCGGACCUUCACUUGUCUGUUCUUUCUAAACGCAGCUGGUCCAAUCAUUUGCCGCCUUUCGAGAGAAUCCUCCGGCUCAAUAUUUCUAUUUCUUCAUGAGAUUAGCAGGCCUAUCCGAUCUCCCCGAUGGCAUUGCCGACUUAUUCGGUAUCCUGCAUCAGGACGUUGGUAAAGGCUAGUUCUUUUAUUCCGGUUGGGCCAUCCUGCGUAGGUGACCUACACAAAAAAGUUCCCGUGCGAACUCACAACUGGGUGCUUGGCCCUGGAUUAUCAUAUCUCUCCGGAUUCGGCAAACGGAAUGCCCACAACGUCGGCUUCGAUCGGCUAUUGAGACAACGGAACAAACCUGACCGACCAGUAUUUGAAGCAUACCCCUACUAUAAUCGACCGCUCCCUGCUCACAACUCAAUACGUCUACUCGCUUUGCAUCCAGGACUUCCUGGAGAUAGUAAGAUUACGACCUCUCUUGAAGUCGCAGAUUUCGAAACACUCCCAUAUGAGGCGCUUUCAUACGUGUGGGAUGAUCCGUCCGCUUUGAAUUACCUAAAAAGAGAGAAAUCCAGAGAUGUACUGUUAGGUGAAGACAAUGAGGGGAGAACAAGGUGCGUCAUCGAAUGCGAUGGAUACACAAUCGGUGUCACACCGAACUUGUACUAUGCACUCCGCCGCUUGCGCCUAUCCAAGUAUAGACGUCUGCUAUGGAUUGAUGCGCUCUCAAUCAACCAGGCCAACAAUUCGGAAAAGAAUCAGCAAAUACCGCUGAUGAGCAUGAUCUAUGCCAACGCCCAGCAAGUUAAUGUCUGGCUGGGCGAGGACAGUCCCAUGAUGUCAGGUGCGUUAAUUGCCUUGUCAAGAUGGGCCCAGGUAUGGCGUAGCACCGACGUUGUAUAUCAACCGGAGCUCCGAAACCGCCUCGUGUCGGGCGGAAUAUUUCCCUUAGAACGCUAUUUCUUUCAGACAAUGAUACGCCGGGCUUGGUUCACGAGAGCGUGGGCGUUUCAAGAGCUAUGCUUAUCGAAGCAUGCUGUCCUCAUGUGUUCACAGUAUUCUGUUCCAUGGCCCAGAUUCCGAGAUGCCUGUGCGGCAGUCGUCGGGGCAGGGUAUGCUUAUUCUGUCUUUGAAGAACAGCAGAAUGUUCAGACGCUAUGCGACUUCUGGGACCUGACGAGAAAAAUGCCCUCUCCCGAGAGUCGGGCAUUAGCUGAGCAGUUCCAACUCUCUAGCCUGAUACAGCGAACCAGCUCACAACAGGCAUCUGACCCUCGAGACAAGAUAUAUUCUCUGGUUGGACUGGCCAGUUCGCCGGCUGGAAACACGACUGUCAGGGCUGACUACAAUCUCUCUGUGGAAGAUACCUAUCGCAUAUUUACAAGAGCCAUGAUUGAGGAAGACGGCGACCUUGGCAUUCUAUCAAGCGUUAAAAGGCCACGGGUGGAUCAGUUGCUUGAGGUGAGAGCCUUGUCUCAAGGGAUCAGGCCGCUUAAAGGGUUGCCAUCUUGGGUACCGGAUUAUCAGUACAAUGACGUGGUCGAACAAACUUAUGGACGCCAUCAUAUCAAUGGCCGUGAAGGUCCUAUUGAGCUUGGCCGAACCCGAUUCCCCCAAACCAUUGCGCAGCAAAAUGAAGGCUUGCCAAUGUACCGGCCGAGUAAUGAAUUCUCAAGCCGCGUACUGAACGGAAGCAUCGCAUUCGACACGGACGAUCAAGGCCAGCUCGGCGUUUACGGUAAGCAUGUAGGGAAAGUCCGUGCGACCUUCUCGAUGCCUUUUACCAGUGAUCCGUCGCUGCGGGCCGGAUCUCUAUCUCCGAAAGAAGCAAGGCCGGAGAGAUCGCCACCAAACAUCCGCUUCAACUUCGACUUCAGAGAGAAAUUCGUGCGGUGGGGGUUUGGAACAACAGUGUUGCCCGAUCCUGUCCUUGAAGAAGAGCGAUACCGCCACACAGGCGAGAACACUGCCAUGGCCGUCUUGCGCACGCUCACUGCCGACAUGCUCCCAAUUUCACACCGUCUGCCAGACUCCUACAAGGUGACCUAUUUCCCGCUCCACUACGACUGGUACCUCUGGAAUGACCCGAAGGAGAUGCUACGCACAAUCCUCAUCUUUCUCGGCUUGUCCUUCCACAUCGCUCCACCGCUGAUUUUCUUCUACCUUGCGCUGCGGAGCUUCAAGCUUUUCGAAGCGAACCGCAGCCUCCACCAUCGGAAGGGGAAUCCCCUCAAACCUUGGAACGCAUUCGACACGUACGCGAUGCGAUGGCCUUGGAAAGCGCGCUCGGUGUACGAGGACAUACUGCUAGAUCCCGAGACAUCACUAUCCAACGACGAAAGUCACGGCAAGGACAAAGCGCUGAAAACCUACCGCCACUACUUCGACCGCGAAAAGAUCACCGGGGCCAUCGCCCUCUCGCUCGCCUCCGUCCCGCUGAUAGCCUGGUCCGGCAUAACCUUCCCGGUCCUCUGCACCCUGUGGAAAUACUCCGCCCUCGCCGCCACGGCGCAAGCCGCCGUCUUCGCCGCCCUGACCUGGCGCACCCGGCAUAUGCGCUCUGCGGAGCCAUCGGCCGAGGUCCCCGCCGGGUGGGAAGAGCGCGCCGCCCGCGCCAGCAAGCACCGGUUUUGGGGCCUGGCGUGCGAGGUGCAGCACGCGGUGAACCGGACCAGUUGGAACCGGGUGUUUUUCGUAACUGAGGAGGGGCAUAUGGGCGUUGGGCCUGUGGGGAUGCAGACCGGGGAUCGCGUGGUUGCGCUCGUGGGCGGCGGCGUCGUGUAUGUGGUGCGCAGGAAGCUGGGGGAGGAUGCGAAGGGGGAUGGGAAGGUGGAGAAGGCGAAGGUGCGCGGGAAGAUGAAGAAGGGGCAGUUGCCGCAUGAGCUGUGGGAGUUGGUGGGCGAGGCUUAUGUCCAUGGCGUUAUGGAUGGGGAGGCCUGGGGUAAGUAUGAGUAUAGGGAGUGGGAUGAUUUGGAGAAUUUGAAGAGGAUGGCUACGAAGAUGGUUUUGGUGUAGGUUGCACAGGUUUGGGUUUGUGGUUUAUGUGGUGUAUGUUUUGAAGGUAUUGUAUUGAAACGGAUGCAUUCUUCUGUCGAUUUUCUUGUCGGAUAUACUAUCUUCUUUCGCUGUUCAAUGCUGACACAUCAGGCUGAGACACGCUAAGCUGGCAGCUGUGUAGCAUUGUUAGGCUGUGGUACUGUACGACCAAAUUGCUGCCUGCUGUUGCCUUCUGUGCAAUGGGUGCCGCGCCCUCUGCAGACGCCAGCUUAUCAGGCUCGCGUUCUCCCCCUUUUUUUUUUUUUUUUUUUUUUUUUUUUUUUUUUUUUUUUUUUUUUU